Molecule: messenger RNA, 2971 nt
Organism: Triticum urartu
Lineage: Eukaryota; Viridiplantae; Streptophyta; Magnoliopsida; Poales; Poaceae
Source: RefSeq, a predicted model, not a curated record
UCCUCACCGCCACCACCACCUCCCGAUCCAAUCUCUCCCCGCCGCCUCCCGAUCCAACCUCCCACCCACUGCCGACCUCGCCGUCCCUCCCUCCCCUCACCAUCUCUCCCUCGUCUCUCCCUCUCCCCCGCACCACUCCUCGCCUACUACAUCAACCGGAUGGGCCAGACGCUGCGCCUCGUCCGCCCGCCUGUGCUCUGGGUCGUCGUCGAGGCCAGCAAGCCCUCCCCAGAGGCCGCCCUCACGCUGCACCGCACCGCCGUCAUACACCGCUACGCCGGCUGCUGCGACGGCCUCAACGCCUCCCCCGCAGUCGACUUCCGCCCACACCAGCUCAACGCCGGCCUCGAGGUCGUCGAGAACCACCUCCUCGAUGGCGUCGUCUACUUCGCCGACGAGGAGGGCAUCUACUCCCUGCCGCUCUUCGACCGCCUCCGCCAGAUCAGGGAGCUCGCUCUGCAUCCGAGUCUCAGUCAUCCUGCACAGCAAGGAGCCGGACCAAGGGAGCAAGCAGCGCUGCUGGUUCCUUGAGACAUGUGCAUGUGUGGAGUAAUUUUUCUUAGAGUAUUUAACAAGAUUGUGACGAAUGUCACUGACACAACUUAUAUAGUUUGGUCUUCGUCUGAUUUAGUUAUUGCAUCUUGUGUUCCUGUAGUAUACUAACAAAUGCCUCGUUGUGAGUUGUUGGCUGUUUUCAUUCUAGUCUGAAUAUGAUCAUGUAUCCUGUAGAAUUGGAUUUCUCUGGCUGUUCCGUAAACUAAAUUUGGUUCAGUUAAAAAACUGCAUUACCUGACAGUUUUGGGCAGCGAGCUUCUAACUGAAAAACGAGUUUGUUAUGCUCAUAAUUUCAAGUUGUCCUCUACAUAUGAGUUGUAAAGCAUGUUCUAAGGUUUCCGUAGAGUCCUCGUUUGCUUCGUUUGGAUGUAUGGUUUGAGAGCAGCCGUCUAUUUAGUUUGCUGUCUAGAAAUAUAGUACAGUUUAAUGUCGGUGGCGGUCUUGUCUUAGAUAGAUUCUGUAGUGUAUUAAUCUCACUGGGUAGAGUGGCCUACUUGCACAUAUAGUACAGUUUAAUGUCGACAUUAUCAUCAUCAGGUCCGCGUUCCCUCUAUUCUCUCCUGCCUUGUGAUGUUAGUCUGUGUGCGCUCACUAGUAUUGUUAGAUCCUGUAAGUUGAAUCGAUGGUAGUGGUAGUAGAGUAGUAUUUUUCUUCAGGUGAACCUGUUAUAACUGACCAUAUCAGCACUAGUAUCACAUUUAGAUUUAAAAUGCUGACUGGAUGUGUGUACUCGGUAUUAAUCUUGUAGGAUGGUCAGAUUUAGAGACUCAACUCAUUUCUUCUUUUGUUCCUACAAGACGAUUCAGCUUAACUUUAAAAAGUAACAGUAAAUUUGGAUACUGCCAGACACAAGAGAAGACUGUUACAACGAUAGUAUGUGCUACAUUUGAUCCCGGGUUGUAUAACAUAUCUGUUACUGCAGGUCACCCAUCAUUGAGGAGCAGGAGGGAGGCAUCUAGCUGGCCAUCAAGGGCCUGCUCUGCUCCUCUUCUUUCUUGACCAUCGGUAACUCCAGGUUCCCGGGCUUCCAAGGCGCGCCAGCACACCGCCGCCAUGCCUCCUCUGCUCUCCGGGCUCGGACCAAUCGCUCAACCCUUCAGCACAAGCCCUGCAGCAGCCGACGUGGGUUCAGGUGUCCCCUCCCCUGAUGGCUGUAAAUCUACCAUGCUCUGCUAAUUCUAUGCGAGCACUGUUAGGCGUCCAUUUGUAUUUGCAAAUUAGCAGUAGCUUGCAGAAUAUGUGCCAUCCAAAGCAUUGCCUUAAUACGAUAUGCGUAUCAUUAGCUGGUAUCCAUAUGGAGAUAGUUUAGCAGAGGAAGAAAUAAACACCUAUGUUUCUUGGUCCGUGAAAUUGCAUUGGAGAGAUGGGUCUAUUAUAUAUAGGUGAUACAUUACACUAGUUGAAUUUGACCACGCACCAACUCCAACAAGUGAUGGGUGCAUGCUAAUUGUUAUUAGCUUCAAAACCUAGUAAAUGCCUUCUUGCACUAGGUACACCCUUGAAUUUUUGUCCUUUACAACCUGAUCGAUGUACAACCUGUUUGCUUGAAAGUAAUUUUAGUUGAUUCUUUGAUGGAGCGCUAAGACUAUGCGUGGAACAUUAGUUUUUAUUAUCUAAAACUACCGCCGUGUGAUAUGCAGGUGCCUAGUUUGUUUUUAUUAGUUUUUAUUAUAUAAAGUACCUCCCUGGAACAUUGUUUGUCACCUUGUUUCCACUGAUAUGCAGGAUAUUGUUUGCUGCUUAUGCUUUUCUGAUCGACAGUAUCAGGCAGUAACACAUUAAUUAGUCUCUUGGUUACUUGAAAUCAAAUCCAUGAUUUUGUUAUGUACUGUUUGCUCACAGUUAAGUACAAGUUAACCUUUCAUGUUAAGGCAAACCUGAGAACACUUGCUUGUGAGAACCAACUGGACUUCUUAGAUAUAUCCAAGUGAAGAUGUACUAUUACUAUGGCAGUGAAUUUUAUCUAUGUGAGAUUAGAAUUUGAGUGCCAUCAUUCAUCUUAUGGUAUCUUGUUCUCUAUGAUAACUGUUGACUUGCAAGAUACAAUGUUGAUUUACUAUAUAUACCCGCACAGCAAGUAUAUGGUGUUGUCUUAUGGUUAUGCUGCCUAUGUCACCGAUAUUUAACUCUGCUAUCUCAAUCUGUCUUUAUUAUAAGCUUGGCUAACCUUGUAGAUGUUGUCCUUCGUUCAUCUACAGGACACCAUCAUGCAUAUGUUUAUUCGGUUUGAACUUUGCAUAUGUUUUUUGGUUUGAACUUUGCAUAUGUUUAUUUAGUUUGAACUCUGCAUGACAUGAAGUAAUUAUUUCCAGUGUUUUUUUCAACUUUUUUUCGCUUUCACUUGAUAUAUACUUAGCUUGUACUUGAAGAUGUGGUUUAAUAAUGGUGAUUUUGUUCUACUUGGAUGCAUUGGUAC